Messenger RNA from Pecten maximus, 1098 nucleotides. RefSeq names its product extensin-like. The coding region runs from base 1 to 1098 and encodes 365 amino acids. The transcript has a single exon. The record is from RefSeq and is a predicted model, not a curated record. NCBI's taxonomy places the organism in Eukaryota, Metazoa, Mollusca, Bivalvia, Pectinida, Pectinidae.
AUGUAUAUUAUAUCUAUCCACUCCGCCACCCACAGACAGCAACCCACAGCUAGACACUCCGCCACCCACAGAAAGCCACUCCGCCACCCACAGACAGCCACCCACAGACCGCCACUCCGCCACCCACAGACAGCCACCCACAGACCGCCACUCCGCCAUCCACAGAAAGCCACUCCGCCAUCCACAGACAGCCACCCCGCCACCCACAGACAGCCACCCCGCCACCCCGCCACCCACAGACAGUCACUCCGCCAUCCACAGACAGUCACUCCGCCACCCACAGACAGUCACCCCGCCACCCACAGACAGCCACUCCGCCACCCACAGACAGCCACUCCGCCACCCACAGACAGCCACUCCGCCACCCACAGACAGCCACUCCGCCACCCACAGACAACCACCCCGCCACCCACAGACAACCACUCCGCCACCCACAGACAGCCACUCCGCCACCCACAGACAGCCACUCCGCCACCCACAGACAGCCACCCCGCCACCCACAGACAACCACUCCGCCACCCACAGACAGUCACCCCGCCACCCACAGACAGCCACUCCGCCACCCACAGACAGCCACUCCGCCACCCACAGACAACCACUCCGCCACCCACAGAAAGCCACUCCGCCACUCACAGACGGCCACUCCGCCACCCACAGACGGCCACUCCAUCACCCACAGACAGCCACUCCGCCACCCACAGACAACCACCCCGCCACCCACAGACAGCCACCCCGCCACCCACAGAAAGCCACUCCACCACCACAGACAGCCACUCCGCCACCCACAGACGGCCACUCCAUCACCCACAGACGGCCACUCCGCCACCCACAGACGGCCACUCCAUCACCCACAGACAGCCACUCCGCCAACUGCAGACAGUCACUCCGCCACUGACAGCCAGCCACUCCGCCACCCACAGAAAGCCACUCCACCACCACAGACAGCCACUCCGCCACCCACAGACGGCCACUCCAUCACCCACAGACGGCCACUCCGCCACCCACAGACGGCCACUCCACCACCCACAGACAGCCACUCCGCCACCCACAGACAGCCACCCCGCCAUCACGUCUUUCGUGCCCGUUCGACGUUUGUAG